CAAUAAAAUUUAAACCAAUCAAAAUAUAUUUUUUCAUUCAAUAUUGGUGAAACCUAAUCACUGCAAACAUGACGACUUUCUAUCGUAGCGCUGAUAUGUCACUUUGUCAAAUUGUACUGCAUAAGGAAUCAGCUUUUGACUGCAUGAUUGCAUUAGGUUAUUUGGGGCAAGUGGAAUUCGUUAGUAAUUGGAGGACUGAUAAUACUGAUGCUGAAAAUGAAUACGCAAUAGGAGUUAAACGUUGCAUGGACUUGCUCAAAAUUAUUGAGCGUAUAGAAGAGGAAAUGGAUGAAAGCAAUAUAAAAUCAGUGUAUUAUCCAGCAGUUGACACAGAAAAUGUACCAAAAGCUUCCGAUUUACUUGAGAUUGAAGAAAAUAUGGAACAAUUUGAAUCUGAAUUGGAUGGUGCUUUCGGUCAAACACAUGAGCUUGAAAAACACAGAAAUUUUUUGAAUGACCGCUUAUUGGUAAUAAAGAAAGCAGACGAUUUCAUGUCCGGAGCAAAAAAUGAGGGUGCGAUAUUGGCUUAUAGUGGAAGUAUUAUUAUACAAAUUUUGCGUGAUGAAAUUUCUGACGCUCCCACUAGACCACCACUACACUUAAGUUAUGUGACUGGCACUAUACCUAUUCACCGAUUUGCGACAUUCGAAGUUUUAAUGUGGCGCAUGUGUCAUGGUAAUUGUUUAAUAAAACAUGAUCUACUGGAGCUAAAUGAAGAAGCUUUAUCAAAUCCGCGGCGUAGGAGAUACAUUUUUAUGAUUUUCUUUGUUGGUGAUCAACUUCAACAGAAAAUUCUGCGUACUUGCAAAGGUUUUCUUAUUGAACUUUAUGAAGUUCCUGAAACUCAGGAGGAUCGACUUCGUACCUGUCACCAACUUAAAAAAGAAAUAAAUGAUAUAAAUGAAGUAUUGGAAAGUGCCAAAAAUCAUAGAUUACGUGUGCUCAAAUUUGCCGCGACGGAAAUAUACAUUUGGAAGAACCAAGUGAAAAAAAUAAUGCUGACUUUCGCAGAGCUUAGCAAAUUUAGUACACUAGAGAAUUUGGAUAAAUAUCUUGUCAGAGAAUGUUGGAUACCAACAAUGCAAUUAGGUAAAGUACGUAAAGCUUUGAUGAAUGGUGCGAUGCGUGCAGCUAAAAGACCUGGUGUUCCUAUGUUUAUACCAAUGCUUGAUAUACAAGAAUUUGAUCCAGACGAAAGAGAACCACCUACCCACUUCGUUUUGAAUAAGUACACCAGAGGCUUUCAAAAUUUAAUUGAUUCCUAUGGGGUGGCCAGUUACAGAGAACUUAACCCUGCACCGUACACUAUGGUCACAUUUCCGUUUCUAUUUGCCGUUAUGUUUGGCGAUUUUGGGCAUGGCAUGAUAAUGGCAUUAUUCGCUUUGACUUUAAUAGUGAGAGAAGAAAAGAUAAAGGCAAAAUUGGACUCACUAAUAAACCCUAGUGAAAUAAACACAAUUUUAUUUGCUGGCCGCUACGUCAUUCUUCUAAUGGGUCUAUUUUCUAUGUAUACAGGAUUAAUGUACAAUGAUGUAUUUUCAAAAUCAUUUAAUAUUGUUGGUUCGAGUUGGAGAGUCAAUUUCACAUGGGACGAAAUUAAUGAAAGUAAAGAUAUAUCCUUAGAUCCUCGACGUAAAGACCUUUACUCAAAUAAUCCAUGUUAUUUUGGAAUGGACCCCGUAUGGGAUGCAUCAGGGGAAAAUGAUAUUAUAGUACUGAAUUCAAUGAAAAUGAAAAUGGCUAUUAUAUUGGGAGUUGCACAAAUGCUAUUUGGUUACACACUUUCAGCUCUCAAUUACAGGCAUUUUAAAAAAAAAGCUGAUCUAUAUUUAGUGUUCAUUCCACAGUUUGUUUUCUUAAACUGUUUAUUUACUUAUUUGUGCUUUCUAAUCAUAUUGAAAUGGUUCAUGUAUGGCGCAAAUAAGGACCCUCCAAAUAAUUCGGCUUGUGCACCAUCCAUACUUAUUAUAUUUAUAAAUAUGAUAUUAAUGAAAUCUGAUAAAGAAACUAAAGAAGGUUGCGAUCGUUAUAUGUAUUUCGGGCAGCCAGUGAUAGAAAUAUUAUUACUACUGCUGGCCUAUCUGUCCAUACCAGUGUUAUUACUUGGUAAGCCACUUUAUUUAGUACAUCAAAAACGGAAACUUAAAAAAAUACAGGAUGAAGAAGCAAAGAACAGAAAAUUAAGAGACACAUUAACAUCGGUACGCAGUAGUUUGGUGUACACUGUUGUGCAAAUCAAAAAAGAAAAAGAAGAAAAAGUCGAUAUGAGUGAAGUAUGGAUUCAUUCAGGAAUUGCUUGUAUUGAAAGCAUACUUGGUUCAGUUUCACAUACAGCAUCAUAUUUACGUUUGUGGGCUCUAUCGCUGGCUCACGAUCAGCUAUCGACAGUACUGUGGAAUAUGGUAUUUGCGAUUGCACUAAAGGGAAAUUUUGGUUGGCUUGGUGGAAUCAUUAUUUUCGUAAUUUUUAGUAUCUGGGCUGUGCUUACGAUUUCCAUACUCGUUGUAAUGGAGGGCCUUUCUGCAUUUUUGCAUACAUUGCGCUUACAUUGGGUUGAGUUUCAAUCAAAGUUUUACAGUGGUAUGGGUGUGGCUUUUUCUCCAUUUGGUUUUGAGAAAAGUACACUGCGCGCAUAAAGUAUACAUAU
Teleopsis dalmanni is the source of this 2647-nucleotide messenger RNA. RefSeq names its product V-type proton ATPase 116 kDa subunit a1-like. The coding region runs from base 69 to 2636 and encodes 855 amino acids. Gene Ontology annotation, biological process: proton transmembrane transport; vacuolar acidification. Gene Ontology annotation, molecular function: proton-transporting ATPase activity, rotational mechanism; ATPase binding. Gene Ontology annotation, cellular component: plasma membrane; vacuolar proton-transporting V-type ATPase, V0 domain; vacuolar proton-transporting V-type ATPase complex. The record is from RefSeq and is a predicted model, not a curated record. Lineage: Eukaryota; Metazoa; Arthropoda; Insecta; Diptera; Diopsidae. The transcript has 2 exons.